GUCAAUCUCAGCUGCGGGCCCCAGCUCUUCCGCUGCUCUAGCUCUGGCUCUCCCUUGAACAGCUCCUAGAGAGAACAAGGCGUGCGGAGCUCGGAUCACCAGCAUCAUGCUCCUUGGGCUUGGAUCGUAGAUCCCCCUCUUUGAACACUAAAAUAACUCAUUCGUCCAUCAGCGUCCCAGGCAGACCCAGCGAGAAAACGCACACGUGAGAGAGAGAGGAAAGAAAGAGGAAGAAGAGAAAAAUCCGCAACCAAGUGGACUAAAGCAAAGAAAAAGAGUGCUUUGCUUGCACAGCUGCAAAGUGGGAAUUUAAAGAACUGCAGAGGGAGAAAUUCCAGCUCAUCAGCACAUACACAUUGCAGAAUUACAGAUCCAGGUAGAAAUGACAUCAACAGGGAAAGAAGGCAGCGGAGCUCAACAUGCACAAUAUGUUGGACCCUAUCGUUUGGAGAAAACCCUAGGAAAAGGACAGACAGGGCUUGUGAAGUUGGGGGUUCACUGUGUCACAUGUCAGAAGGUCGCGAUAAAAAUUGUCAACAGAGAGAAGCUCAGCGAGUCGGUGCUAAUGAAGGUGGAGCGGGAAAUAGCCAUCCUGAAGUUGAUAGAACAUCCCCACGUUUUAAAGCUGCAUGAUGUUUAUGAAAAUAAAAAAUAUUUGUAUUUGGUGCUAGAACAUGUGUCAGGUGGGGAGCUCUUCGACUAUCUCGUAAAAAAGGGAAGAUUGACACCAAAAGAAGCCAGGAAGUUCUUCCGACAAAUCAUCUCUGCUUUAGACUUCUGCCAUAGUCAUUCAAUAUGCCACAGGGACUUAAAACCAGAAAACCUACUGCUGGAUGAAAAGAACAACAUUCGGAUAGCAGACUUUGGGAUGGCAUCGCUGCAGGUUGGGGACAGCUUGUUAGAAACCAGUUGUGGAUCACCACAUUAUGCUUGCCCUGAAGUCAUCCGGGGUGAAAAAUAUGAUGGAAGGAAAGCAGACGUCUGGAGCUGUGGAGUCAUUUUAUUUGCAUUGCUCGUGGGUGCUCUGCCUUUCGAUGACGACAACUUGCGGCAACUGUUGGAGAAGGUGAAACGUGGAGUGUUCCACAUGCCACAUUUUAUCCCCCCAGACUGUCAGAACCUUUUGCGGGGGAUGAUUGAAGUGGACGCCUCGAAACGUCUCACGCUAGAACAUAUUCAGAAACACAUCUGGUAUAUAGGGGGUAAGAAUGAGCCAGAACCAGAGCAACCAAUCCCUCGAAAGGUGCAGAUUCGUUCUCUCCCUUCCUUGGAGGAUAUUGAUCCAGACGUGUUAGAUAGCAUGCACUCGUUAGGCUGCUUCCGUGACCGAAAUAAACUCUUACAGGACUUGUUGUCGGAAGAAGAAAACCAAGAGAAAAUGAUUUAUUUUCUUCUGCUUGACCGGAAGGAGAGGUAUCCUAGUCAUGAAGAUGAGGAUCUUCCCCCUAGAAAUGAAAUAGAUCCCCCCAGGAAGCGUGUGGACUCCCCAAUGCUGAACAGGCAUGGGAAGCGGCGGCCAGAAAGGAAGUCGAUGGAGGUUCUCAGUGUGACAGAUGGCGGCUCCCCAGUCCCUGCUCGCAGAGCUAUUGAAAUGGCACAACAUGGACAGAGUAAAACAAUGUUCAGUAAAAGCCUGGAUAUCUCUGAAGCCAAUCCCAAAUUCAACAAAGAAGAAAGGAUGGCGAGUGCUGAUCCAUUGGGGUCUCGAUCAAUCAGCGGAGCGUCGUCUGGGCUCUCCACCAGUCCUCUCAGCAGUCCAAGGCCUAUCAGAAAGUUCUUCAUCCCCCCUCAGACCUCCGACCUCCCUUUCUCUCCCCGACCCCAAGUCUCCUUGGACCCUGAUGCUUGUAGGAACGCCUCCAGGCCUGGACAUGUACUCCAACCAAAGCCAGCACUUCAGCCCAACCCAAAGACGCAGACUUUGCCAUCCAAGAGCAAAUUGGCCGAAAAACCACUCCAGUCUACUAAAUCCAACCCACUCCCUACCAGCAAUACCAGCGCCCCCUCUUCCCAGAACACCCCUGUGCAGAAUGCUCAGGGCCGCUCGCCUGGUGCCGGCUUUAACCCACAGCUGGCUGUUCCUAAAGUGCAGACCAACCCUAUGUCUCCUGUUAGAUUGCUCCCUUCUAGUACUGACCCAAGCACCAAAUCUAUCCCCAUCAUACAGGUCACCCCUCACCCCUCUCCAAGGGGAAGUCCCCUCCCUACCCCCAAGGGGACACCUGUCCAUACGCCAAAGGAGAGCCCAGCAGGCACACCCAACCCAACACCGCCAUCCAGCCCCAGCAUUGGAGGAAUGCCAUGGAGGACACGGCUCAACUCAAUCAAGAAUAGUUUCCUGGGGUCUCCUCGCUUCCAUCGCCGGAAAUUGCAAGUACCUACACCAGAGGAGAUGUCUAAUUUAACCCCAGAAUCAUCCCCAGAGCUUGCCAAAAAAUCCUGGUUUGGUAACUUCAUCAACUUGGAGAAAGAAGAACAGAUUUUUGUCGUCAUUAAGGACAAACCACUAAGCUCCAUUAAGGCUGAUAUUGUCCACGCUUUCCUCUCGAUUCCAAGCCUCAGUCACAGUGUCAUCUCACAGACAAGUUUUCGUGCAGAAUAUAAGUCCACAGGAGGUCCGGCUGUCUUCCAGAAGCCAGUGAAGUUCCAGGUGGACAUAACAUACACAGAAGGGGGAGAGGCACAGAAGGAGAAUGGGAUCUAUUCUGUCACUUUCACACUCUUAUCAGGUCCAAGCCGUCGUUUUAAGAGGGUAGUAGAAACCAUUCAGGCACAGUUGUUAAGCACACAUGACCAGCCUUCAGUGCAGCAGUUAUCAGACACCACUAACUGUAUGGAGUUGAUGACUGGCAGACUUUCCAAAUGUGGCAGCCCAUUGAGUAACUUCUUUGACGUAAUUAAACAACUUUUUUCAGACGAGAAGAACGGGCAGGUGAGCCAUCCCCCCGGCACGCCAACCAAGCAUAGCGCAAACAGCAAGCGGAGCGAUUCCGGUUCUAAUGACUAUGGGUCUAGAGGAGACAAUAAGUACCCUGCUGGCAAAGACAAGGCAAAGAUGGUCUCAUCAGUCGGCCUACAAGACCAACCUUAAAUAAACACAUAAAAAAUUAAAUAACUUAGAAAAAAAAACAAAAACAAAAAAGCAAGAAAGAAUGAAAGAAUAUUCCUUAGCAAGCUAGCCUCUAAACUAGAAGGAUGUAUAUACCUUGCCACAACAGUACAAAACUGUCUAUAGACAAAUUUUGUAUGAAGGAAUGACUGUAUAUAUAUACAUAUAUAUAUUUAUAUAUGAUAUAUAAUAUAUAUCUCAGAAACAAACACAAAAACAAAUGAAUGAAAGAAUGAAAUGAAAAGAAAGAAAAGAAAAGGUAGCACAGAUGACAAACCCAGUUCACCAGAUCUUGGGUUGUGUUUUUUUCGAUUGGUUUUUUUUCCUCCCUUUUUUUGAAUGUUUUGCUUUUUUUCUCCUUCCUGAUUUUUUGGGUUUUUUAUUAUUACUAUUAUUUUUUGUUUCCUUUUGUUUUGUUUCUUGUUCUGUUCAUGCUCUCUCUGUGUUUCUGACGACACCACUUGUUUCCGCUCUGCUACCAGGAAUUAUCCCGAAAAGUUAACAUGUCAGCCACGGCUUCACCUUCUGUGCUCUGCGGACACUUGUUGAUGGAAGGCAACCGAUGUAGACUGUCCAAGGACCAGUCCUGUUUGAGGUUCCCAGCCUCCCCUCUCCCUUCAGGAAGUGGGUUUCUCCCCACUUCUCCCCAAACACCUCCCCAGUGCACGCCUUUUUUCCUCCCCCCACCCACCUCUUUUUCUUUUUUGGUGCUCCACAA
This is a messenger RNA of Harpia harpyja (harpy eagle), 3827 nucleotides long. RefSeq names its product BR serine/threonine kinase 2 (gene BRSK2). NCBI's taxonomy places the organism in Eukaryota, Metazoa, Chordata, Aves, Accipitriformes, Accipitridae. The record is from RefSeq and is a predicted model, not a curated record. Gene Ontology annotation, molecular function: protein serine/threonine kinase activity; ATP binding; tau-protein kinase activity. The transcript has 22 exons. Gene Ontology annotation, biological process: protein phosphorylation; microtubule cytoskeleton organization; intracellular signal transduction. Gene Ontology annotation, cellular component: cytoplasm. The coding region runs from base 383 to 3091 and encodes 902 amino acids.